Caenorhabditis bovis is the source of this 1497-nucleotide messenger RNA. The record is from the annotation of a GenBank genome assembly. NCBI's taxonomy places the organism in Eukaryota, Metazoa, Nematoda, Chromadorea, Rhabditida, Rhabditidae.
AUGGAGGCUUGGACAAAUGUUCUUUUACGAGUCGAUCCCGAGACUUUGAAGAAUUGCCGGCAGGUAUCGAAAUCGUUAAAAUCCAUAAUUGAGGAUUACUCGUUCUGGAUUGAAAAAGCGAUAUUGGAAAAUAAUGAGGAAUCGCUUCCACCGCUGAAAUGGCGACAAGCGACAUUUCGCGAGGAUUUCGGGCAUAAGUUCAAUUAUAAAGCAAUUGUUUCAUCAGGAAAAGGGUACAAAGCCGUUCGUCCAUAUCGGAUUGAGCCCGAUUUGAGUCCCGAGCAGCACGCGGAAAAAUAUAAAAUGUUUGUGAGAUCGACAGGCGAUGGCCGGACCCUUGAAACGUGCUUCGCGUUUUCAUACGUACCCUCGACAAUCGCUGUAUUUGUCGAUUUGGCCGAAUGGGGAAUUGAUAAUUGGGUUAUGGACUUUGUGCGCCCGAAAAUCCGCAUUUCCCAAUUGGUGAACCACCAUCGCGAUUGUCCGGCUGAAUUCAGCUUCGCCGCCGAGUUGAACUAUAAGCCACGACAAAUAAAGCACGAGCCCGAAGACGACACCGAGUUGAUUCAAGAGGUUCGAGAUUUCAAACGAUACAAACAUAUAAGGAAUGAAUGGAAUGUUGGCGAGCAGCCGGUGAUUUGGGAGGAGAUGAUCAUCGAAAUGGCUGAUUAUCCUUCGGGAUUACGACAUUUGAGCGUAAUUACACGUGGAUGCGAUGACAACAAAUGGCGUGGGCAUUUUGAAACUUGUCCGAAAUUUGAAAUAAAUGAAGGUUUGAGAAUUGAAGAGGAGACUCUCGUGUCGCCGGCGCAGCUCUUCGAAUUCUCCGACGGCGUCCAAAUUUAUCAUUCGUCGCAGGAAGAACACACCCGCUUAUUUUCGGUUCUAUCGUAUGAUUCGUGCAUUACAAAAAUCGAAAUAAUUGGAUUAAAGGCGUUCCAUUAUUUUAAAGUCAAUUUUUGCCAACAUUCGAAAGAACUUUGUACAUUAAAAUCGGAUUCGGAGGGAGAUGAUGAGGAGAUUUGCAGCAAGUUUAUCAACUCGAAUGAGAGCCUUAUAAGAGCUUAUAUCGCCUGUCCGCGAGACGAUUUCUAUCAGACGUUUAUAAUUAUUUCGCAAAUGACUGAAGCCCCCAACACGCAGAUGCCAAUUGUUUAUGAAACGAGACGCCCGAAAAAUUUCGCGUUACAAGUUGGCCAGAUUGCGGUGCCCAUUGUCGAAAAACAAAUCGAUGAAAAUUUGCAAGAUUUCAAUAAACGAGUGAAUCUGGAUUAUUAUUUUAUGCUUAUUGGAUAUACGUUAACUAUUAUAUUGAAUGGAUUGGUAAUUAUCAUACUUGACUUGGUGAUUAAAAAGCCGAAAACGCUGCCGAUGGCGAGAUCGAUGAUGGUGAAAGCUGAGACGGAAACGCAGAUUGCGAUGAAUGAUGACAAAAAGGAGAAAUCGCUGGAAAGACAACUGAAAGAUAUGCAAAAGAAAAAAAAUAAUAAAAAAUGA